This is a messenger RNA of Eimeria maxima, 2076 nucleotides long. RefSeq lists its product as hypothetical. Gene Ontology annotation, cellular component: nucleus. The transcript has a single exon. Gene Ontology annotation, biological process: rRNA base methylation; regulation of transcription by RNA polymerase II. NCBI's taxonomy places the organism in Eukaryota, Apicomplexa, Conoidasida, Eucoccidiorida, Eimeriidae. The record is from RefSeq and is a predicted model, not a curated record. Gene Ontology annotation, molecular function: transcription cis-regulatory region binding; rRNA (pseudouridine) methyltransferase activity. Bases 1 to 2076 code for a protein of 691 amino acids.
AUGGCAGUCAAGGCAGGAAAGAGGAAGAAGGGAGAAGGAGAUCCUGCUGCAGCAGCAGCAGCAGCAGGGUCAGCAGCAACAGAUGCAGCAGCAACAGCAGCAGCAGCAGCAAAGAAGAAACGUAAAAUACAAAAGGGGCCCCUACAAGAUGUUGAGGGGCCCCCCUCGGCUGUAUCUGCUGCAGCACAGCCCAUAGAAGAAAGGAAGAAGAAAAAGAAGAAGCAGCAGCAGCAACAAGAACAACAACAACAGCAACAACAGCAGCAGCAGGAGCAGCAGCAGCAGCAGGUUGCUGCUAAGGAGACACAAGGGCAAUUAAAGAAAAAGAAGAAAAAGAAUAAAUCUUCUGCUGCUAAACAAAUACAGGAAAAAAAAGAAAUAAAAAAAGAAGACGUUAGUGCAUCAGGCAGCAGCAGCGACGAAGACAGCAGCAGCAGCAGCAGCAGCAGCAACAGCAGCAGCAGCACAGGGCAGCAGCAGUUUUCCUUUGCUGCAGCAGCGAAGGUGCCCACUGCAGCAACAAACGGAGCAGAGGCAUCAUCAUCAGCAGCAGCAACAGAUGCAGCAGCAGCAGCAGCAGCAGCAGCAGCAGCAGCAAAGUGGGGUCAGGGGCGGCGAUGGGUAGUGCUGCUAACACACUGCCCUUUGCUGCUGCUGCGUCGCCGUCGCAGCAGCAGCAGCAGCAGCAGCAGCAAGAGGAAGCAGCAAGAAGAGCAGCAUUCUUCUUUAUUUGCUGCAGAUGAUCAUAAGAAUCUUGUUGAGUCUCUUCUUGCUGCAGGUCUAUCUGAGGAGACAGCAGCAGCAGGAGCAGCAGGCAGCAGCAGCAGCAGCAGCAGCAGCAGCAGCAGGAAGAAGGGCCUUAACCCAGUUAUGCCAUUAAUACGUCGUGUACAGAGACACCUAACAUCUGUCUCCUCAAGUGUCUCCUCAGCAAACAGCAGCAGCAGCAGCAGCAGCAGCACGAGCAGCAGCAGUAAGAGUAGGAUAGAUCCAUUAAGGAGACAAAUAGAUGAAUGUGCAGCAGCAGAAGCAGCACGUGUUGCUGCAGCAGCAGCAGACCCUAAUUGGGUUGCUGCUAUCUGCAUGCGCCCUGACGUAGUUCAUCAAUGUCUCCUAAGUUUUCUUGAUUCUCCCUUAAUAAAGUUCCUACGCCAGUCGUACCACCAGCAGCAGCAGCAGCAGCAGCAGCAGCAGCAGCAGCAGCAGCAGAUAGUGCAGCAGCAGCAGCAGCAGCAGGGACUCGAGCUGCUGCUGUAUACACUUGAUGGUAAGCUGCUGCGUAUAAGUUGCUCCUUUAGGGUCCCUCGUACAUUUAAGGUAUUUAAGAAAAUAAUGGAGACACUUUUGUCCUCCCCUAUUGGUAAAUUAGAGGCUAAGCAGCAGCAGCAGCAGCAGCAGCAGCAGCAGCAGCAGCAAGAGCAGCAAGAGCAGCAGCAGCAGGAGGUGCAGCAAGAACCACUUAUUGAGGUCUUACAACCACCUUUCUAUAGAUAUUUCCCUGAAGGUAGCAGGUACGUCUCUUUCUUACUGCAGCAGCAGCAGCAGCAGCAGCAGCAGCAGCAGCAUAUAGUAGUAGCUGCAGCAGCAGCAGCAGCAUAUGUGUGGGGUGUGCGGUGUAUGUGCAGCUGGAUAGCGUUAUCUGAAUCAUCUAAGGCCCCUCCUGUCUCCUUACGUCCUUUUAUUGCUAAUUUACCUAAUGUAUUAAGGGAUAAUGCAGCAGCAGCAGCAGCAGCAGCAGGUAAGCAGCAGCACCAGCAGCAGCAACAGCAGCAGAGAGGGAAGAAGCAGCAGGAAGUACCUCCUGUUGUUUUUGUUAUCUCUGCGUCCCCGUCAAUAGAUUCGUGUCUCCUGUCUCCUUUUAUAUCAACAGAAGAGGAGACACCUAGCAGCAGCAGCAGCAGCAGCAGUAGCAGCAGCACACAGCAGCAGCAGCAGCAGCAGCAGCAGCAGCUAAUAGCUGUGGCCCCACACUCUUACUCUAUUCCUGCUGCUCUUAAGUGCGACCGUUUGCUGCACGAGUUAGGCCGCAGCGCCUUCAAGGGCAGCAGCAGCAGCAGCAGCAGCAGCAGCUCAUAA